Messenger RNA from Mesorhabditis belari, 714 nucleotides. The record is from the annotation of a GenBank genome assembly. NCBI's taxonomy places the organism in Eukaryota, Metazoa, Nematoda, Chromadorea, Rhabditida, Rhabditidae.
AUGUCCGACGGUUUGCUUUGUGAGGCUUCGGCACUUUUGGCGGCUCGCAUCUUCGUCACAGCGGCCGAGCAGAAUCACUAUGGAGAGAAGCGGCUUCUGUCGUCCGUCGAUGUGAAGGGAGCUGCAACUUCUCGAAAGGGCAACCAAAAUGAGAAGGGAUCGUGUGAUACAGGUAUUCUUGAUGAGCUGAAAAAGAUGCGCGACGAGAACGCAGAAAUUAAGCAACAACUUCGUGACCUUCGGGGGUUGAUUGAAAAACUGCAGAAUCUUCAAGUUUCAAGGAGCCGUCAAUCGACCGUUGGUGAGCCUGCAAAGGAAGAGCAGAAAGGCGAAGAGGACGACUUCGAUCUGUUUGGCUCAGAGGAUGAAGAGGAUGAUGAAAAGAAGAAAGUGGUGGAGGAACGUCUCAAAGCCUACAACGAGAAGAAGUCCAAGAAGCCCGGUCCUAUUGCAAAGUCUUCAAUCAUCCUUGAUGUCAAGCCUUGGGAUGACACGACUUCGCUCGAAGAAUUAGAAAAACUCGUUCGAUCCAUUGAGAAAGACGGCCUAGUGUGGGGUGGAGCCAAGCAAAUCCCCAUUGGAUAUGGCAUCAAGAAGCUUCAAAUCAUUUGUGUCGUUGAAGAUGCUAAGGUAUCAGUGGAUGAUGUGACCGAGGAGAUCGAAGGCUUCGAUGAGCUCUGCCAAUCAGUCGACGUCGUUGCUUUUAACAAGAUC